UCCAUUUUGUCACAUUGUACUUUCUUUUGGGAUUUCCCUUAUCUUCAUUUCUUAUCUUCAUUCAUUCUAAAGCCAAUACAAAUUCCACUUUCAAUAAGAGAGGUUUAAGAAGACAGACCCCAUAACAGGUGCUAACCAAGGAAGAGUAAUGGCGGCUGCGCUUUCAUGGCAGUCUCAUUUGAGUCAGUCUCAAAUACCCAGAUUUGUUUUCUCUAAUGCUCCCCGCCCAUCUACUGCUACUACCAUUAAGAUGUCUGUUUCUGUUGAUGAGAAACAGAAAACUUUUACCCUUCAAAAGUCUCAAGAAGCUUUUAAUAAAGCUAAGGAGUUGAUGCCAGGAGGUGUAAAUUCUCCUGUACGUGCUUUCAAGUCAGUUGGCGGUCAACCUGUUGUGAUUGACUCUGUGAAGGGCGCUUAUAUGUGGGAUAUUGAUGGUAAUAAGUACAUUGAUUAUGUAGGUUCAUGGGGCCCAGCUAUCAUUGGUCAUGCAGAUGAUGAGGUGCUAGCAGCCUUGGCCGAGACAAUGAGGAAAGGAACAAGUUUUGGUGCUCCAUGCCUCCUCGAAAAUACUCUGGCAGAGAUGGUUAUUUCUGCUGUUCCUAGUAUAGAAAUGGUUCGUUUCGUCAACUCUGGAACGGAGGCAUGCAUGGGGGUUCUACGGUUGGCUCGUGCUUUUACUGGCCGGUCAAAGAUUGUAAAGUUUGAGGGUUGCUACCAUGGUCAUGCCGAUCCAUUUCUUGUUAAAGCAGGCAGUGGAGUUGCCACUCUAGGACUCCCCGACUCCCCUGGAGUUCCCAAGGCAGCUACGCAUGAUACUCUGACAGCCCCCUACAAUGAUAUUUCUGCUGUUAAGAGCCUCUUUGAUGACAACAAAGGAGAAAUUGCAGCUAUAAUACUUGAGCCUGUUGUUGGGAAUUCUGGCUUUAUUCCACCCAAACCAGAAUUUCUAGAUGCCCUUCGCAAUAUCACCAAAGAAACGGGUACUCUUCUUAUAUUUGAUGAAGUUAUGACAGGAUUUAGGUUGGCUUAUGGUGGCGCUCAGGAGUAUUUUGGAAUAACUCCUGAUUUGACUACACUUGGGAAGAUUAUCGGGGGUGGCUUGCCAGUAGGUGCAUAUGGAGGAAGGAGGGAUAUUAUGGAGAUGGUGGCACCAGCAGGACCGAUGUAUCAGGCUGGGACCCUAAGCGGAAACCCAUUGGCCAUGACUGCUGGUAUUCACACACUUAAGCGGUUAAAGCUACCGGGAGCAUAUGAACACUUGGACAGCAUCACUAGUGAACUUACUCGGGGAAUAUUGGAUGCUGGGAAGAAGACUGGUCAUGCAAUGUGUGGUGGGUAUAUAAGUGGAAUGUUCGGUUUCUUUUUCACGGAUGGACCAGUUUAUAACUUUUCAGAUGCAAAGAAGAGUGAUACUGCUAAAUUUGCCAAAUUUUAUAGAGGGAUGCUGGAGGAAGGUGUAUAUUUCGCACCAUCCCAGUUCGAGGCUGGAUUUACUAGCUUAGCACAUACUGCAGAGGAUAUCCAACGGACAAUAGCCGCUGCUGAAAAAGUUUUGAGUCAACUUUAAUUGCUCCAAGUACCGUGGUUUUGUACACUAGGCGGAGAAAUUUCCUUUAAGGUUCUCUCUUUUUUUGUGAUAAAUAAAACACAUUUGUAACCAAAAAGUUUUGUAAUAUCUUGUUAAUUGAGAAAUAUCCUCUACCGUGCCUCUUUUGGGGUGGGGACGCUGA
This is a messenger RNA of Lycium barbarum (goji berry), 1730 nucleotides long. Its product is annotated as glutamate-1-semialdehyde 2,1-aminomutase, chloroplastic-like. Gene Ontology annotation, biological process: tetrapyrrole biosynthetic process. The record is from RefSeq and is a predicted model, not a curated record. Gene Ontology annotation, molecular function: glutamate-1-semialdehyde 2,1-aminomutase activity; transaminase activity; pyridoxal phosphate binding. Gene Ontology annotation, cellular component: chloroplast. Lineage: Eukaryota; Viridiplantae; Streptophyta; Magnoliopsida; Solanales; Solanaceae. The transcript is spliced from 3 exons. Bases 149 to 1567 code for a protein of 472 amino acids.